Molecule: messenger RNA, 1593 nt
Organism: Sodiomyces alkalinus F11
Lineage: Eukaryota; Fungi; Ascomycota; Sordariomycetes; Glomerellales; Plectosphaerellaceae
Exons: 2
Coding region: 1-1593 (530 amino acids)
Source: RefSeq, a predicted model, not a curated record
AUGUCGCCGGCGGACAACCAUACGCCCCGGAAGGCGGAUCCGUCUCCGAGCCCAGGACCAGAACAUGUCAUUGACGAAUUCAUCUCGGUAGUCAAUAAACUAUCCUCCGACAAGAGCUUCCAAGGUAUGAAGGACAUUGCUCUGCAUAAUAACAAACUCAGAAAGGAGCUCGACGAGACUACGACCGCCUACAACAGAAACCUCGGCGAGUUGACGCGACUGACUGUGGAUCGACACGCUGAAAAGGCGAGGUUUGAAAAGACGAUACAGGAGCAGGCCAAGCAACACAUCAAAGCCACAGAGGAAAAAGCGGCAGCUUAUCGAAAGCUCAAGGGAGAGCAAGACACCGCGACUGGAUUGCGAGAGAAGAUCAAGGCCCUUGAGAACGAUGUAAAACGAUCAAUUGCAACCGUCAAGAGCCACGAAGACCACGCUGCGAAACUCGUCAAAACUGUCACCACUCAGGAGGAAAAACUGGAUUUGGCGAGCAAAGAAAUAUCCAAACUGCAGAAAGAUUUGCAAUCCGCCAACAACAAGCUCAAAUCCCAAUCCGAAGCCUUGAUGACAGCCCAGAACGAGCUCGCUUCAUUUCGAUCCUGCACAGCAACAUUGACACACCUGAGGGUCGUGAGACCGAAAAUCUCCCAAAUGUUGGCCAUGACGUUCAACGAAGCCACCGACCUGUUCAGGGCAUUCCUCGGCCACGACAUGGGUGAAGAUCAGCUGCAGAACCCCAGAUGCUGGGACCGUAUCAGGGAUCACGCAGCCAUACAGCGUGCGAUCCCGCUUCCCGCCUCAAACUCGGCCCCGGCGAAGCGGAUGCGGGUCAUCGCCGGCCUGUCAAUUUACGCCAGGGCACUCGCCAGCUUCGUCUUGCAGCCGACGUACCUCUCCUUGGGUACAGGUGCCGAUAAUAUGUUGGAUAUGCUACCUGGGGCAAACCUGUACCAGGAUGAGCUUGUUCGUUCUGUGCUGCUCGCGGUAUUGCCCGAUCAGCAGAAGACGCGCCGAGACGAAUGCGCCGAUCUUGCCGUCGAGGAGGUCGUGGCGGCGGUGGCUGGUAUUGUACCGGCCGAGCAACACGCGCCGUUCAAGUUGAAGCUCAGUCAUCUCACAGGCGAGCUGUGCAGCAACUGGCAGUUGGUGCAGAGGCUUAAAGAACGAGUUGGGCCGUGUUUUGCUCUAGAGAACCUCGACGAUUGGCAACCACUACCGAGAUGGCCAGGUCCGAGUCCGUCAGGGAAUAGCACGAAGUCGACUCCACCACGACAGGGAGGCAAGGAAAGUCAGCCAAAGCGGCCAGAGUCGGAGCCUGCAACAUUUUCCGUCGGAGAUGUAGUCAAGGUUGUGUGGCCGGCUUUUGUUGACGUCACUGCCGACCAGGCCGAAGAUGGCGAAGAAAACCCAUCAGAUCUCAUUCAUCAUGGGUAUAUGCUCACACGGGGCGAUGCCCAAGACGCCGCGAAUGAGGAGAUGCCGCGGCGGGCCAUGCGGAGAACGGUGCGCGACGGCAAUGCCGUGGCGCAAAGAAGGAGGCGAGACUCGGCGGUUUUUUUAUCACAGGGAGCGUCCGAUGGAUCGGCCGGCAAGUAG